Molecule: messenger RNA, 1974 nt
Organism: Rubroshorea leprosula
Lineage: Eukaryota; Viridiplantae; Streptophyta; Magnoliopsida; Malvales; Dipterocarpaceae
Source: the annotation of a GenBank genome assembly
AAUGUUGGACCUUCUAAAAAAAAGGCCAAAAUAACUCAAGAGUCUUUUACUCCUCUCCGUUCAUCACUUCCCUACAAUUGCUUGCAAGUUUCCUCGUUUACAUUUGCUUGACCACAUUUGUCAAGUAAAUGUGGAAAUUGACAAGUAAUAAAUACGAUGCAUGAUACCUCAAUUUGAAACACUCUAUAUAUACUCUUCUAGAGUACUCUAUUGCGCCAAACAAAGAUAUGAGGAUCUUCACAAAGCUCUCUGCACCACUCUGCCUCCUUUUUGUCUUCCUCUGUCUUAAAACUGCCUUCUCAUCCUCUAUACAUGCUUCUUCCUUCUCAACAACACAUCGUUGCUCUCAUGAGGAGGCUCUUGCUUUGCUGCAAUUCAAGACAUCCUUCUCCAUCAAUUACACUGUUCCGUAUUCAUAUUGUUGGGGGGAAAAUUAUUCUAAGAUUGAGUCAUGGAAGGAAGGUAUAGACUGUUGUUCCUGGGAUGGGGUUAGCUGUGAUAAUGUCACAGGCCAUGUAAUUGCCCUUAAUCUCAGCUGCAGUUUCCUUUAUGGCACCUUUCCUUCCAACAGCACUCUUUUCUUCCUCAGAAACCUGCAGAGCCUCAAUCUUGCCUUGAAUGAUUUUAGGCUUUCCAAGAUUCCACCAGAAAUCAGUCAGUUUACUAGACUAAAGCAUCUUGAUGUCUCUUCUUCUCAAUUUUCGGGCCAAGUUCCGAGAGAAAUUGCUCACCUCCCCAAGUUAGUUUCUCUCAAUCUCUCUAGUUACUUCUAUGAUGAUUCUCCUGAAUUGAUCCUUGAAACAACUACCUUCAGAAAUCUUGUUCACAACUUGAGUGAGGUGAGAGAACUUGUGCUUCGUGGAGUGAACAUGACAUCUGUUAAUCCUCGUUUCUUCAUGAAUCUCUCUUCUUCAUUGACUACUCUUGAUCUUAUUGAGAGUGGGUUAAGCGGAAACUUUCCAAACAGUAUUUUUCGCUUUCCAAAUCUCAAGAAUUUUUAUUUAAGUGGAAACCGGAACCUCACUAUUGAUCUUCCAAGUUCUAAUUGGAGCAGUCCUCUCCAACAGUUGUAUUUAGGUUAUAUGGAUUGCGGAAGGCGAUUGCGAGAGUCUGUAGGAGAUCUUAAGUCAUUACAGUCUCUGAGUCUUGGCUGCAACUUGGAAGGUUCCAUUCCAGCUUCCAUAGGGAACUUAUCUCAACUUACUUACCUAAGCCUCUUUUAUAGCAAUCUUAGCGGACAAAUCCCACCAUCACUUGCAAACCUCACCCAACUUACCUCUCUUUUCCUUUCCUCUAAUCAGUUUUCUGGUCCCAUUCUAGCUUCCAUAUGUAACUUAAGGCAACUUACUAGCCUAUACCUCUCUUCUAACAAUCUUAGAGGACAAAUCCCAUCAUCACUUGCAAACCUCACCCAACUUACCUUUCUUGACCUUUACCAUAAUCAGUUUUCUGGUCCCAUUCCAGCUUCCAUAGGUAACUUAAGGCAACUUACUAGCCUAGACCUCUCUUCUAACAAUCUUAGCGAACAAAUCCCAUCAUCACUUGCAAACCUCACCCAACUUACCUCUCUUGACCUUUCCGAUAAUCAGUUUUCUGGUCCCAUUCCAGCUUCCAUAGGUAACUUAAGGCAACUUACUAGCCUAUACCUCUAUUAUAACAAUCUUAUUGGACAAAUCCCAUCAUUACUUGCAAACCUCACCCAACUUACCUUUCUUGACCUUUCCUAUAAUCAGUUUUCUGGUCCCAUUCCAGCUUCCAUAGGUAACUUAAGGCAAUUUACUAUCCUAUACCUGGAUUCUAACUAUCUUAGCGGACAAAUCCCAUCAUCACUUGCAAACCUCACACAACUUCGCUUUCUCUUCCUUUCUCAUAACUUACUUAAUGGCACGUUGCCACCUUGGAUUUUCACCCUGCCUUUGUUAGAGUACUUGUAUCUUCGUCAUAACCAAUUUCAAGGGCUCAAUUCCUAACUCA